Molecule: messenger RNA, 381 nt
Organism: Parnassius apollo (apollo)
Lineage: Eukaryota; Metazoa; Arthropoda; Insecta; Lepidoptera; Papilionidae
Source: the annotation of a GenBank genome assembly
UUGUGGGACAUCAGUGAGCCCGCCGCACCCGCCGCGCUCGACCCGCUCGCACAGCUCGACUGCCUGGUCAGUGCAGCAGCACGCACAUUAUAUAGUGUACAACACGCGAGGUGGUGUGCGCCGUGGCGCUGUCGCAUGCGCCCGCACGCCGCGCCUACACUGGCGGCAAGGGCUGCGUCAAGUUGUGGGACAUCAGUGAGCCCGCCGCACCCGCCGCGCUCGACCCGCUCGCACAGCUCGACUGCCUGGUCAGUGCAGCAGCACGCACAUUAUAUAGUGUACAACACGCGAGGUGGUGUGCGCCGUGGCGCUGUCGCACGCGCCCGCGCGCCGCGCCUACACUGGCGGCAAGGGCUGCGUCAAGUUGUGGGACAUCAGUGA